CACUCAAUGCCAGCUCAGGAACAUGGUGAUUGUAAUAACAUCUGGAGUGGCACUUGUAGUUCACAUAUUUGUGAAUUUUGGCUUUUUAUGUUCGUUCUCAAACUUGGAGUUAGCGGGGCAUGGUGGUUCAAUGCACUCAUCUUAUUUACUAACACCACUUGUGGUGGUUGUCCGCUCACUUGGACCAGUUUCUCCAUCGAAGCUUUCACAGGACUUUGGGAAUUCGGAUAAAAAAAUUGAUGUCGUCUCCCUGUCUAUAUGCAUGUCGAUACAUGGACUGGAGCUGAUGAUUCCAAUUGCUUUACUGCCCGGGACCGGGGAUAGCCAUUCUUUCGUAUCAUGACAACCUCGAGCAUGAAAUAUAACACCCUCCGUUAUCGUUUAAAUCCCGAUCACCUUGCCGGCAAAGAGAAACUCAGUUGGAUGUGAUGAAUGAGAGAACAAUGACAAUCCAAUGGAUCAAUUUACUGUGAUUAGAAUUGUAAACUUGCUUUUGGCACAUGGUUUUUCAAAAGAUUUGGCUACAGCCUUGGCAUGAGGAACUUCACGACUAUGUAUUUCACGCUCCAUCCAUGUCACACUCAGAUAGAAUAUGUUGUACAUGUAACCACAAAUCAAAGGGUGAGUUUUAAAAAAGUCUAGUAGA
Molecule: messenger RNA, 646 nt
Organism: Brassica oleracea var. oleracea
Lineage: Eukaryota; Viridiplantae; Streptophyta; Magnoliopsida; Brassicales; Brassicaceae
Exons: 4
Coding region: 23-343 (106 amino acids)
Source: RefSeq, a predicted model, not a curated record